Molecule: messenger RNA, 864 nt
Organism: Rodentolepis nana
Lineage: Eukaryota; Metazoa; Platyhelminthes; Cestoda; Cyclophyllidea; Hymenolepididae
Source: the annotation of a GenBank genome assembly
AUGCCUGAAUGUGGUAGAUUUGAUGCUUAUUGUCGGUUAGUAUUUCAAGCAUCGGCUAAAAUAGAGGGAGCUCAGAACUUUGAAGAUCCAAUUGCAAAAUGUAUUUACUGCGCAAUUAAGAUGUCACUUCGUGAUUGUUAUCCAGCCUACAAAUUCUUGGGUUUGGAUGUCCUUCGCGAAGGCUACAGACUUGGAAAAUACAGAGAAGGACAGUCCCAGAGGCAUAUCGCAAUUGGGAGUCUUGUAAAAUCUACGGAACCACUUUAUCGUGAAAGAUCAAGACAUCUGGACAAUGAGUUCUUCCAAGCGGAACAUUUUAUUCGAAUGUACAUGUAUACCGUUAUUCGCACUGUUUAUGCACUCUGUCCUAAUGAGAAACGGUGGCUUCUGCGUAUAAAUUUUCCGGUAGGCGUGCUGCUAGACGUUUUUUUACCCACCAAAACACUAUUGUUUCGAGCAUUGUACACUUUAUUAAAGCUUGAAUGGAAAGCGCGUUACUUGUCUGUUCGAUAUGAUUACGCUCCAUCGUACUGGUUAUUUGCGAAUUUGAUGUCGAAAUAUGACUUUAACUGCGAAGAACUUGCCAAUGAUUUGAUGCCAUUCGAAACGGAUGGAAUGCAAUAUAUACUUGCCUUCGUGUCUCGUGUUCUUUCUUCUAGAUGGGAACCGAGAACAAAUACUUCUGACGGGCCGCCUUAUUAUAUGCCUCCCGACUUCAUUUCAAGGUAUGGACAAGAAAUCAGGCAGUUAUUCAUAACAAUUGCUCAAAAAUUAGAAGCAACUUAUAUAGAACUAGGAAUGAGCCCAGAAGAAUAUCCAAAUACAAUCUAUCACUUACGAGAGGCAGCUGGUAAAUUGCCUUGA